Molecule: messenger RNA, 1516 nt
Organism: Zea mays
Lineage: Eukaryota; Viridiplantae; Streptophyta; Magnoliopsida; Poales; Poaceae
Exons: 10
Coding region: 194-1237 (347 amino acids)
Source: RefSeq, a predicted model, not a curated record
GUAUAGGAAAAGAAAAGGCUCAAGUGGCUCAUAUUUUUUUUACGAAGUCUUGUCGAGGUCAAUAACAAAUGCCAGGAAACAAAACUUUCCCGCCGCCGGCCGGCGUCACCAUGAAACAACCCCAUCAAGGUGGGAGGACCGUACCGGAAAAUAUCGGGAGCAAAAAAUCAGACCAGAUUUUCCCCCGUGAGGCAUGAAUCCAGUGUUCCAAGCUCCCAGCGGAACAAACAAGGACCAAUCCGUCCAGGGAUCGGUGGAGCCCGAUCCGUUCGAUUCGUCGACCAAGGGAGCGGCGAAGCCGCAGUCUUCAUCGUCGUCGCUGAUCUUCCUUGGUACGGGGUGCUCCGGCUCGUUGCCCGACACACGGUGCCUCCUCAAGCCGUCGACGCCGCCCUGCGGCGUCUGUUCGAUGGGCGUCUCCCUCCCUCCGGAGCGGAACCCCAACUACAGGCUGAACACCUCCCUCUUGAUAGAUUAUUGCCAUGACGAAACCCACAAGUACAUCCUAAUUGACAUUGGCAAGACCUUCAGAGAACAAGUCCUCCGGUGGUUUGUCCACCACAAAGUUCCUUCCGUUAAUUCAAUCAUCCUGACUCAUGAGCACGCGGAUGCUGUCUUAGGCCUUGAUGAAGUCUGGGUGGUACAACCAAGAAAUGGCAGAAAUGACAUUGAACAAAUUCCUAUUUUUCUCACACAAUUCACCAUGGACAGUAUCGCAAGAAGAUUUCCCUACUUGAUGGAGCAGAAGCCAGAGGAUGGUGAUGAAGAUGCCCAAGCCGCGAAAAUUGACUGGAAGAUAAUUGAGGAUGAUGUCGACAAACCAUUUGUAGCAUCAGGGCUAGAGUUUGUGCCGUUGCCGGUAAUGCACGGAGAGGGGUAUAUUUGUUUAGGCUUUUUAUUUGGGAGGAGAGCCAGAGUUGCAUAUUUAUCUGAUGUUUCGAGAUUUCUACCUAAAACUGAGAACGUUAUUUCAAAGUCUGGUGCUGGACAACUUGACCUUCUUAUAUUAGAAGCAAACGCUUUGCAUGGAGUGGGAGAUUCUUCCAGCACCCAUUUAACUCUGAGUGAGAGUCUUGAUGCUAUCAAGAGGAUCCGUCCUAAACAAGCUCUUUUGAUUGGAAUGAGGCAUUUUUUUGAGCAUGAAAGAGAAAACCAGAUGUUGGCCGAAUGGUCAAUCAGAGAAGGAAUAUCUACACAACUGGCUCAUGACGGCCUGCGUGUAUUCAUUGAUUUGUAAUAAGAUUUGCAGCAUGCCAGCAUCCAUAUGCCCAUAUCUCUGUUGCUGAUUGUACGAAGAUCUGCCAGACCAGUAGUCUAGCAAUUAUUUUGUGAUUUUUUAUGUAUCCAAAAGAUUGUAAGUUUGGUCAUGUUGAUAUUUUUAUACACUGCAGUAUAUUGUAUUGUUCUCGUAGAUUUUAAUUGGAUAACAGAAUGAUGUCCUAAGCCAACAGAAAAUAAAAGAUUAUGGAUGUGGUAACAAGUUAAAGGAUAUAUUGUGUAUAGUAUGAGCUUUCAA